Boleophthalmus pectinirostris (great blue-spotted mudskipper) is the source of this 1711-nucleotide messenger RNA. RefSeq names its product solute carrier family 22 member 4-like. The transcript has 10 exons. Gene Ontology annotation, biological process: transmembrane transport. Lineage: Eukaryota; Metazoa; Chordata; Actinopteri; Gobiiformes; Gobiidae. The record is from RefSeq and is a predicted model, not a curated record. Gene Ontology annotation, molecular function: transmembrane transporter activity. The coding region runs from base 1 to 1686 and encodes 561 amino acids. Gene Ontology annotation, cellular component: membrane.
AUGGAGAGCUCCACGGUGCGGGAUUACGACACUAUCACAUCUUUUCUUGGCUCCUGGGGGCCGUUCCAGCGCAGAGUGUUUCUGGCUCUUGCAGCUAGCAUCCUCCCAAAUGGAUUCAUUGGGAUUUACAUCGUAUUUGUGGGAGACACGCCGCCUCAUCAGUGCUAUGUCCCAGACUCUUAUAAUAUCAGUGAAGCCUGGAGGAACGUAACUGUGCCAAUGGAAAGUGUGAAUGGAGUCACCCAGCGCAGCUCGUGCUCCAGACUAAACCUGACGAUGGUUCAGAGUUACUCUGAGAGGAACCUGCAGCCGGACGUGGACGUGAACGUGAGUGUAGUGCCACUGGAGAACUGUCAGGAUGGAUGGAGCUACAGCAGAGAGAUCUACCAGUCCACCAUAGUAACAGAGUGGGACCUGGUGUGUGACAAAGCCUACAAAAUGCCCCUCACCACCUCCAUCCACUAUGUAGGCGUCCUGGUGGGGGCCUUCCUCUCGGGCCAGAUCUCAGACAGGUGGGGGAGGAAGCCGGCGCUGUUCCUCAUGAUGGUCCUUCAGACUGUGUCUGUGGCCGCUCAGAUCUUCUCUCCAAACUGGGAGAUCUUCACCUUCAUCUUCUUCUUCGCUGGAGGCGGAGGAUUCUCCAACUACAUCAUUGCAUUUGUGUUAGGUACAGAGACUCUGAGCCCAAAGGCCCGUGUGACGUUCUGUUCUCUGGGCGUCUUCAUGCCCUCGGCCAUAGGGUACAUGGCCAUGCCCGCUGUGGCGUACUUCCUCAGGGACUGGAGGACUUUACUCAUCUCAAUGGCAGCCAGCUCAAUCAUCUAUGUCCCGCUGUGGUGGCUGCUCCCUGAGUCUCCUCGCUGGCUGCUGUCUCAGGGCAGAGUGGAGGAGGCAGAGGCCAUUCUGAGAGAAGCAGCAAAAUGCAAUAAUGUGGAAGUUCCAUCGCCCCUGUUCACCAAAGUUGAGGUGGAAGAAACAUUGGCUAAAAAAGACAAGAAAUACAACAUCAUCGCUAUUUUCCAAGACUGCAACUUAUUUUUUACUACUUUACUGUGCAGCGCUUUAUGGGUCAUCAUCACACUGAGUUACUACGCUCUGCUCCUGAACACGUCCAAUCUCCAUGGCGACCCGUACCUAAACUGCUUCCUCUCGGCGGUGACUGAAGUACCGGCUUACAUCAUCGCUCUGAUCCUGCUUAAGUUCGUGGCACGACGCUUCUGCCAGUCGUCCACGCUGCUCACCGGGGGAGUCAUGAUCCUGUGUGUUCACCUUAUUCCAUUCGACCUCCCUGCCAUCGGUGUGGUGCUGGAAAUGUUGGGGAAGUUUGGCAUCACGGCGGCGUUCUGUAUCGUGUACGCCGUCUCCUCGGAGCUCUUCCCCACAGUAAUCCGGAACACGGCCAUGGGCUGCUGCUCCAUGGCAGCACGUGUGGGCACCAUCAUCUCACCCUUCAUCAUCUACCUGGGACGCUUCUACAAAGCUCUUCCUUACAUCAUCAUGGGCUGUCUCGCUCUCACCGGAGCUUUGCUGAGUCUCAUUUUACCAGAAUCUUUUGGCCGGAGUUUACCUGAAACCAUCGAAGAAAUGCAGCCAAUAUGCAGGAGACGAGUGAAGAAGGAAAAGAGUGUGGAGGAAAAAGAGUCUUAUGACCUGAGUGCGUCUGAGGAGAAACAGACCAAACUGUAGCUCUGCUGUUACACAUGUUUUUGUA